Messenger RNA from Vanderwaltozyma polyspora DSM 70294, 2070 nucleotides. RefSeq lists its product as uncharacterized. The record is from RefSeq and is a predicted model, not a curated record. Gene Ontology annotation, cellular component: plasma membrane; cell cortex of cell tip. Gene Ontology annotation, biological process: fungal-type cell wall organization. NCBI's taxonomy places the organism in Eukaryota, Fungi, Ascomycota, Saccharomycetes, Saccharomycetales, Saccharomycetaceae. The coding region runs from base 1 to 2070 and encodes 689 amino acids. The transcript has a single exon.
AUGGUAUCCCUACUAGGAAGACGUGCCUGGUUGGUGGUCUGCCUCAUUUGUUACUUGGCCGCCACCAUCAUGACUAUCGUUGCCAUUUCAGGUUCUACCAAUAAUACUUCUUCAAGCAGAAAUAUUUACAUUGGUUCAGCUGAUAUUUCUCACAUUAACGUCUCAAAAGUCGUUCCACAAGUUGCUCCUCUAUUGACUGUAUUGGGUACCGCUGUCACUGCUCCAAAUGCUACAUUAGAUUCAGUCUUCGGCGCUUUGAAAAAUAUUGCAGACACUGAAGCUUUGACUCCAUUGUUGAUGUUACUAUCUACCGCUAGUAAUGUUUCUGCCACUUUACAAUCCUUAACUGCUUUGGCUCCAUUAGCUGUUCAAGGGAACUCUACAUUGGUCAGCACCCAAAUUGCAAAUGUACAAGGUCUUCUAAACUUGUCUACCAGUGCUAAUGAAACUUUAAUGGGUCUAGAGGAACUAAUUCAAACAACUUUAUCUUCAAACUCUACCGAAAGCGCCAUGGCUCAACAAACUGCCUUGACUUUAUUAGCACAAUCAAACAACGUUACUGGAUCAACAGAAGCAUUAUUAGGUUUGAACAGUUUGAACAGUACCGAGAAACAAUUAUUAUCCCCUGUCUUUGAAAUUGUUAACAACUCUACAAACCAGACUGUCACUUUUGGUGCUUUUGCGGUUUUAAUGAACACUACUAUCCCACAAGGAUUUCAAAGCGCGUUGGAGAGCGUCACUGACAUGUCUUCUCUAAACGCGACACUUGCUCUUCUAUCAAGUGGUGCUCCAUCAGACUUGAAGCCAGCUGUGGCAGCUUUGGGAGCCUUGGUAGGAGUAUCAAGAACCCCAUUGGACACAUUAACUGUUUUAGCUGGUUUGUAUUCUCGUGGUUUAACAACAGCAAGCUGGGCUAAGGCUUCUUUUGCUUCUUUAACUGAGUUAUUAACAUAUGCUAAGAAUACUACCGAAGUUUUAGUAGCCGUUGAAUCUCUAUCCGCUAUUACUGACAGUACCUCCACAACUAAUGAGCUGCAAGCAUUGGAAAUGAUCUUAUCUAGCUCUUCUGAUCCUUCCAAAACAUUGAGUUACUUAAUUCAACUAGCCUCAGUAUUGACAAGUGAUACCUCACUAACCCAGUACAUUCCAUACUUAUUCACCUUGAUCGCUGCGUCAUCUGAUCCAAUUGUUACAAUUGACUCCUUGAUUAUUGUUGUUGAAUGGGCGAGUCAAAAUGCUGCGACUUUUGCACCAUUAAUCGCUAUCUUAGCGGAAGCUGCAUCUGUUGAACCUAUCUCGAGUGAAGAAUUCAUGAAUAUUACACCAGCAUUGUUGGAAUAUUUGGGUAUCCCAUUUUCCUUCAGAUUGAGUUUCUUCUCUCUAUGUAAGGAAUUUGGUAAUCAUACUCAACAGUGUACUCACAUGCAUCCAGUUCAAAACUUUGAUUUCAGAAAUAUUAUCUACGAUGCCUUAUUAGAGUCUGAAUUCGAUCCUUAUUUGAAGGCAUUGAACAUUACUGCUGAUGAUUUAUACUUGGAGGGUAGAUUAUUGAGAAGAGAGCAUGAAUAUGUUCCUUCUAUCAAGGCAACUUUGGCUAUGUCCAUCUUAUUCUUCUUAACUUCAUUUGUUGCAAUGUUCAUAAUGGGCUGGUUAAUGUUUAAACCUUACCACUCUAACCUAACAUGGUUAUGUAUCAAUAUCUACUGUUGUUUUGUUUCCAUCUUUGCUGGUUUAUCUGCUACUAUUCCAAGUGCUAUCGUAGGUAUCAUUAAGAGGGGUUCUGCUUAUGAUAGGUACAAUGUUAUUUUCAAACAUGGUAGUGCUUACUACGGUCUAAUCUGGACUUCAUUCUGUAUCGUAUUUCUUUCUGGUGUCUCUAUUAUUGCAUUAUGGUGGUUAAGCAGAGGUGGCGACACAUACUCCGAAAGUGGUGUUGGUUACUACGACGACGAAAAGAUGCCACCAAAUGUUAAUGUCAACAGUAAUGACGAAAGCUCUUCUACCGCUAGUGAUGGUAAUAAUGAAAAGGUAAAUACCAACGCUCAACAAAAUGUUGUCACUGAACAUUAA